AUGAACCAUCAAGGUAGCCUUGAACAUGGCUGUCAAAGAGAUUUUCCAUGAAAACACCUUUUGUAUCCAUUUGUUUACGCUUUCAAAAAAGGGGCAGUACAUCAUCAAACAAGAGGAGAAUUUAAGUGUUUCGCGAAUUUUAAAUACCUACUGUUUGAUAAUAAAAACUUCCAACAAAUAGCCGUGACCUUCUGCUGGUUUACCGUCCCCCUGUACGCAAGAACCUGAAUCUCUCUAUUGCAGCAAAUAAAAUGCCGAAUUCAAAAUGUGCAGCAGCAUUCUGCAACAACAAGCGUGCAGAAGCCAGAAAACGAAAGCUGGACAUAAUCUUCCACGCCUUCCCAUCGGAACAGGUGUUGAGAAGCAAAUGGAUAGCGUUUUGCAAGCGAGAUGCCAAUUGGGCGCCAUUCAAAACCGAUGCAAUAUGUUCGGUUCAUUUCAAAAAGCAUGACUAUCAAAUGGCCAACUCUCCGCGGAUGUGGAGUAAAAAUCUACGAAGACUCAAUCUAAAUGCAUUUCCCACUGUGAUGGAUGGUUCGGUUAUUACCAUUUCGAAAAAGCAAAAGCUAGAUGAGCAAAUCCGCAAACAGCUGGUGGAGGAACUCUAUCAUAACGCAGGAUCUGCUGAGCCAACCACAGACAAAGACCACACGUACAGCGGAGUGACUGUAGCGGAAGAGAUGAAAAACACAUCGAUAGUAUUGCAGAAGAUUGUUUACCGGUUGCAGAAGUAUCCCAACGUAUGUGCGUUUUGCUUUAAAGCCAUCACUGAUGAGAAAAUGUUCUCCCCGUUCGCCUACUAUCACAACGAGCUGGAAUGUACAAUCGAGCAGAAAUUCGAAGAAAUCACUGGAGUAACAAUGGACGAAGAGGAUCAUGCAAGCCUUCAUCAUCUGCUGCCGGAUAAGGUGUGUGCGGAAUGUUUGGAAGCACUGAUCACAUUUCACCAGUACCAAAGACAAAUGGAAUAUAUGCGAAAGUUCAGCACAGGUUUAGCUCACCUGCUUAAGGGCAAUAGAAAACCGCUGCAAGAUCUUUACGAAGAGCAGGGAACAUGUUUGGUGAACGUUCUGCAAAGUAUGAACAUAUGCCAAGGGUCGGAGGAUAAGAUAACGCUUGAAAGGCUGGAACAAGAGGUGGCAACAUAUGGACGAAUCAAAAAGUACACCGUAUUCGAACAGGAGGACGACCAUUCAAUGGAUGGGUUUCAAACGGAUGCCAAUAUAAUGAUGCAAAAAGACAUAAGCCCACAAGAAAGUGACGAUACAAAUAGGUCGAAGAAAUGGAUUUGUCCGUACGAUGAAAUCUGUAGAGAAUGGUUCCUGGAUGAAGCUUCCUUGCGGGAACACGUCCGCGAUGGUCACAAAUGUUUCAAGUGCCGUACCUGCGGUGAAAAGAUAAAGUUCUAUGAUCUGUAUAAAAAGCACAUCGAGAGUCAUGCAAUUGCAAGGGCUCUACUUUUGUCCCAUAAUAGUAAGGGAUCUAAGCAGGAACACUGGAAAUGUAAAAUAUGUGGGAAAGUUUGCCGAAGCGAGGAACUACUAAAACGACACCAAAAGAUACAUGUUGCUGCGAGGAACUAUGUGUGUGGAUCGUGUCUCGGUGCGUAUGUAAGUGAGGAUAUGUUUAAUAAUCAUACGUGUUCUUCAGCGUCCACGUCCAGGCGGCUUGUAGUACAGGAUGAUUCCGAGUGUGAAUUAGAGGAAGAUUCCAACUCCCAGGAAAGCAAGUUUAGCACCGAUUCGCCAUCUAAAUCAUCGGGCAAUGUUGAACUGCUUAGUAUCGAAAUUCUUCAAAGCUAGAACUACCUAGAAAUUGUGUGACGGAAAUGAAAAGAAGGCAGAUAGCUUCAUAGUACAACGUAGUACUAUGCCAAAGCCAAACCAUACAGCUUGAAGAAACUUCUCCAUCCAAAAUACUCAACAAAGCUGUUCGAAAUAUAAAACAUCUCCAUUUUGCACAAUGUUGUGCUGAUUUUAA
Molecule: messenger RNA, 1980 nt
Organism: Anopheles funestus (African malaria mosquito)
Lineage: Eukaryota; Metazoa; Arthropoda; Insecta; Diptera; Culicidae
Product: putative zinc finger protein 840
Exons: 7
Coding region: 252-1802 (516 amino acids)
Cellular component (GO): nucleus
Molecular function (GO): zinc ion binding
Source: RefSeq, a predicted model, not a curated record